AUGGUAAAUGAUGCUUUUGGGGUACAUGAACCUAUUUCAGAUGAAGGCUUCCACACAGUAAAUGAAGGGGUCAGACAAAUAUAUGAAGAAAUACCAAAUGUGAACCAAACUAGGAAUGUAACAGAUGAGUUUUAUGAGUUAUCAAAUGAUGGUCAACAACCUCUUUAUGAAGGGUGUGAAAAUUAUUCAAAGCUAUCAUUCAUAUUGAAAUUGUACCACAUCAAGUGUCUAUAUGGGAUGAGUGAUAAGGCCAUGACAAUGAUAUUGGAGUUGCUACGUGAUGCAUUUCCCCAUAUAAAAAUUCCAAGCUCUUUUUAUGAUGCAAAAAAAACCAUCACGAAGCUUGGAUUGAACUAUGAUAAAAUACAUGCAUGCCCAAAUAAUUGCAUGCUUUAUUGGGGUAACACAGAAGAUGAAGGGAGACAAAAUUGCAAAAUUUGUAAUACUUUUAGGUGGAAGGAAAGAAAGGGUGGCUCAGAUGUGUUAUCCAAGGGUAAUAGAGAUAGAAGGAAGAUUCCUGCAAAAGUUGUCAGAUAUUUUCCACUGAGACCUUGUUUACAACGAUUGUUCUUGUCUUCAAAACCAGCGAAGGAUAUGAGAUGGCACAGCUUGGAUGGCAAUAAUGAUGGGCUACUGAGACAUCCAAGAGAUUCUGAAGCAUGGAAAAGAUUUGAUUCAACAAAUAGUUUGUUCGCAGCAAACCCUCGGAAUGUGUGUGUCGCAUUAACUACGGAUGGAUUUAAUCCCCAUGGAAAUAUGAGUCAAAGUUAUAGCAUUUGGCUGGUUGUUCUCAUUCCAUACAAUAUGCCACCGUGGGUGUGUAUGAAAAAUUCAUCUUUUAUCAUUUCAACAAUAAUUCCUGGUAAACAUAUGCCAGGAAAUGAUAUAGAUGUCUACUUACAACCUCUAAUACGGGAGUUAAAAGAGUUGUGGUAUGAUGGUGUUGAUACAUAUGAUUCAUAUGCACAUGAAAUGUUCAAGAUGCAUGCUGCUUUGAUGUGGACAAUUAGUGACUACCCUGGUUUGGGAAAUUUAUCUGGGUGGAAUGUCUAUACUGGGCGUGCUCGUAUACAUUGCAAUUAUGCAUCUGAUCCUUGUCGCUUGCCUCAUAGCAGGAAAUGGUGUUUCAUGAGCCAUCGACGCUUUCUUGAUGGUGGUCAUAAAUUUAGACUAAACAAGAUCAGAUUUAAUGGAGAACAAGAGUUACUCACUCCUCCUAAGUUAUUAUCAGGUGAAGAAAUUUUUGAGCAAGUUAAGGACAUUGAUGUCACAUUCGGCCGGCUUAUGGGUAGUCUAGUAAGGGGGAAAAGAAGACGUGGUGUAAGUACCUCUACAGAUGAGCAACAACAAUGGAGGAAGAAAAGCAUUUUCUUUGAGCUUCCAUAUUGGGAACGAAAUUUAUUGUGUCACAAUUUAGAUGUCAUGCAUAUAGAGAAGAAUGUGUGCGAUAAUGUUCUUUUUACAUUGUUGAAUGACAGUUCUCGCUCAAAAGAUCAUCUCAAUGCUCGCAAGGAUCUAAAAGAUAUUGGCUGCAAAUCUGACUUAUGGCCAGAUGAAAAUGGGAAGUUUGCUCUAGCUGUCUACACAAUGAGUAAGCAAGGGAAGAAGCUAUUUUUAAGCACUCUAAAGAAUAUUAGUCUGCCAGAUGACUAUGCAAGGAACACUCCUCGGUGCAUUGAUAUUAAUAAUCUAAAAAUUGUUGGCACAUUGAAAAGUCAUGACAGUCAUAUACUUUUACAAUAG
This is a messenger RNA of Dioscorea cayenensis subsp. rotundata (Guinea yam), 1743 nucleotides long. RefSeq lists its product as uncharacterized. NCBI's taxonomy places the organism in Eukaryota, Viridiplantae, Streptophyta, Magnoliopsida, Dioscoreales, Dioscoreaceae. The transcript has a single exon. Bases 1 to 1743 code for a protein of 580 amino acids. The record is from RefSeq and is a predicted model, not a curated record.